Lindgomyces ingoldianus is the source of this 363-nucleotide messenger RNA. RefSeq names its product Prefoldin. NCBI's taxonomy places the organism in Eukaryota, Fungi, Ascomycota, Dothideomycetes, Pleosporales, Lindgomycetaceae. The record is from RefSeq and is a predicted model, not a curated record. Gene Ontology annotation, cellular component: prefoldin complex; cytoplasm. Gene Ontology annotation, biological process: protein folding. Bases 1 to 363 code for a protein of 120 amino acids. Gene Ontology annotation, molecular function: protein folding chaperone. The transcript is spliced from 3 exons.
AUGUCGAUUCCUAACGAGGCCCUGCAAAAAAUUUUGCGGGAGAUAGGUCAGAAGAAGGCCUUUGCCGAGCAGCAACUUGCCAUUGUCCGACAACAAAUGGCCGUCAAGAACCGAGAGAAUCGUAUGCUUCAGUUGACAGCCAGUGAAGUAGGGUCACUGCCAGAGGAUACCAAGGUCUAUGAGGGCGUUGGUAAAAUGUUUGUUUGCACCCCCAUUCCGGAGGUGCAGAAGAGGAUCUCAUUCGAGAGUGAUGAACUCAAAUCAGACAUGUCGAACUUGGAGAAGAAGCAGGACUACUUGGAGAAGACCUAUCAAAAUAGCAAGCAAAGUCUCGAACAAGUACUUCGCGGAGGAGGAAGCUGA